AUGGGUGUAAAGAAAUUCGUGAAGAAGGGUUUAGGAGAAAUGGGGUUCAACGCCGGCGGUGGAGUUAUCAAUUGGUUCCCUGGUCACAUGGCCGCAGCCUCUCGCGCCAUUCGCGAUCGACUCAAGCAAGCUGACCUUGUCGUUGAGGUCCACGACGCUCGAAUUCCCCUGUCGUCUGCCAACCAGGACCUUCAUUCUCACCUCUCUGCCAAACGACGGGUUAUUGCUCUCAAUAAGCAGGACCUUGCCAAUCCCAAUAUCAUGCCGAAAUGGGUUCGUCAUUUUGAAUCAUUCCAACAAGAUUGUAUUCCCAUAAAUGCACACAGUAAUACUUCUGUUAGGAAGCUUCUUGAGCUGGUGGAGUUUAAAUUGAAGGAAGCGAUUUUGAAAGAGCUAACUCUGCUUGUUAUGGUUGUUGGGGUUCCUAAUGUUGGAAAAUCUGCUUUGAUUAAUUCCAUUCAUCAAAUUGCGUCAUCUUACUUUCCUGCGCAAGGGAAGAAUAAGAGAGCAACAGUAGGUCCUCUGCCUGGUGUUACUCAAGAUAUUGCUGGUUUCAAGAUUGCUCAUCAGCCGAGCAUAUAUGUACUGGACACUCCAGGUGUACUGGUUCCAAGUAUCCUAGAUAUAGAGACAGGACUAAAGCUUGCUCUUGCAGGGUCUGUGAAAGAUUCAGUGGUUGGAGAAGAGCGUAUUGCCCAGUACUUACUUGCAGUUUUAAAUACCCAAGGGACUCCUUUUCAUUGGAAGCACUGGCACAACAGGAGAGCAGAAGGAAUUCGAUAUGAUUCUGCUGAAACAGGGGAACACAGUCUUAAAGAUCUUCGAUCAAGGAGAAAACUGCAGGAUAAGUCUAGUGUUCUAUACAUUGAGGUAAAUACCUUUUCUGUUUUUCUAGGAGUUGCAAUUUCAAUGGUUGAUAUCUUGAGGUUGCUACUUCUUGAAUAG
Humulus lupulus (European hop) is the source of this 945-nucleotide messenger RNA. RefSeq names its product short integuments 2, mitochondrial-like. Lineage: Eukaryota; Viridiplantae; Streptophyta; Magnoliopsida; Rosales; Cannabaceae. The transcript is spliced from 6 exons. The coding region runs from base 1 to 945 and encodes 314 amino acids. Gene Ontology annotation, cellular component: mitochondrion. Gene Ontology annotation, molecular function: GTP binding; GTPase activity. The record is from RefSeq and is a predicted model, not a curated record.